This is a messenger RNA of Eublepharis macularius, 5819 nucleotides long. RefSeq names its product RAB11 family interacting protein 4 (gene RAB11FIP4). The transcript has 13 exons. Lineage: Eukaryota; Metazoa; Chordata; Lepidosauria; Squamata; Eublepharidae. Gene Ontology annotation, biological process: regulation of cytokinesis; endocytic recycling. Gene Ontology annotation, cellular component: cleavage furrow; endocytic vesicle; recycling endosome membrane. The record is from RefSeq and is a predicted model, not a curated record. The coding region runs from base 155 to 1645 and encodes 496 amino acids.
GGGAGGAGGGCUUCUCCGGGUCCUUUGAGCCGCGGCGGAGGCUGCAGACGAGGGGAGUGGAGCGCGGAGUCAGGGUGCUGAAAUCCAAGACGCUAGCUAUUUGGACAGCGAAGGUGUGUACAACGAAUCGGAUCUCUUUCCUGAUGAAGACAACAUGACCCUCGCUCAGCAGGAAGUCCAUCAUGAGUCUGAUAUGGACAGCGCCAUUGAGAGCGCCCACAGCUCCGAGGCGUCUGAUGUGUGUAGGAGUGAGGAAAAGGAUGGUGUACUGGGAGGUCUCUUUCUCCCUGGAGAAAAGUUAAGUCCUCUGAACCCUUCCGCAGCAUCUGACCUUUCCACCUAUUCCACUGCUUCCUUGAUUAGUAACGAAGAGCAGUUUGAGGAUUACGGAGAAGGAGAUGAUGUGGACUUCACCCCCAGCAGCCCAUGCCCAGACGAUGAAAGCAGAACAAACGCUUACUCUGAUCUUGGCUCGUCCGUUUCUUCCAGUGCUGGCCAGACCCCAAGGAAAAUGAGGCACAUCUACAAUAGUGAAUUGCUGGACGUCUAUUGCACUCAGUGCUGCAAAAAAAUCAACCUGCUCAACGACUUGGAAGCCAGGCUGAAAAACCUGAAAGCAAACAGCCCAAACAGAAAAAUAUCUAGCACAGCUUUCGGAAGACAACUCUUCCACAACAGUAACUUCAGCAGCAGCAACGGCAGCACAGAGGACUUGUUCAGAGACAGCAUAGACUCGUGUGACAACGAUAUCACGGAAAAGGUGACUUAUUUAGAGAAAAAAGUGACAGAACUGGAAAAUGAUAGCAUGACAAACGGUGACCUGAAGAGCAAAUUGAAACAGGAGAACACACAGCUGGUUCACAGAGUUCAUGAAUUAGAAGAACUGUUGAAAGACCAAGAAGCAUCAGCUGAGCAGACUCUGGAGGAAGAGAUAAAGAGGCACAGAGAAGCAUACAGCAAGUAUGAAAAAGAGAAGAGCACUGAAAUUGAACUGCUCAACACAAGGGUUCAACAGCUUGAAGAAGAAAAUUGUGAGCUCACAACUACAGUCCUACGACUGAAAUCGCAAACUGAGAAGUUGGAUGAGGAAAGGCAACGGAUGUCCGACAGAUUAGAAGACACCAGUCUGCGGCUCAAAGAUGAGAUGGAUUUGUAUAAAAGAUUGAUGGACAAACUCCGAAGGAACAGGCUGGAAUUUAACAAGGAGAGGGAGGCGACUCAGGAGCUUAUUGAAGAUUUGCGAAAGGAGUUGGAGCACCUGCAGCUGUACAAACUUGAAUGUGAGCGGCCUGGUCGUGGGCGAAGCUCUUCCUCUAGCUUGAGUGAAUUCAAUGCAAAGGCAAGAGAAGUGGAAAUGGAGCAUGAAAUUAAACGCCUAAAGCAGGAAAAUCAGAAACUUCGCGACCAGAAUGACGACCUCAACGGGCAGAUCCUUAGUCUUAGUCUUUAUGAAGCCAAGAAUCUCUUUGCCACGCAGACGAAAGCCCAGUCCCUGGCAGCCGAAAUUGACUCUGCCUCCAGAGACGAGCUCAUGGAAGCCCUUAAAGAGCAAGAAGAGAUAAACUACCGAUUGCGCCAAUACAUGGACAAGAUCAUCCUAGCCAUUCUAGACCAUAAUCCAUCCAUCUUGGAAAUAAAAAACUGAAGGCCUGGGACCAGAAAGGAAACCAGCAGGGACUUGCGCCUCUUAGGAUGCCGCUGGAUCCAAACAUCAGUCUGCUAUUGUAAAUGAAUCUAUAAAUAUAUAUAUAUAUAUAUCAUAUAUAUAUAUAUUAUAUAACUUCUGUGGAUACACAAGGCGUGUUUAUAUGAGGUCAGGUCCACUAGGUCUGUGAAUCCUACGCUGGCUUUGUUCGUUUCUCAUGCACUUUCACCACGUUCAGGGUCGGGUGGGGGGGGGGAGAUUGUGACUGGAUUGUAAUGACAUGACCGCGUGACUGCAUUUUGCACUGCUUUAGAUACUGGACAGAAAUGACUCUACCUCUAGCUGCAAGGAUAAAAGACAAUGGAAAACUGUUUAGUGCCAAGGCUCCCCGUCAUCCUGAAACAGUGCCGAGUCCUUCUCACUCCAUCCCAGAAAUGUGCUGCAUGCCCAGGCUCCCUACAUCAUGUUUAGUUUUUUGCCCAGAGUUGUGCUCCUGGAGAUGGCAGGAACAACAGUGCUGCCUGCUCUUUCUAAAAGAAGGGGAAAGAGUACAUCAAAGAGUUUUUCGAUCUUUUUACCCCCACCCCCCGCUUCAGCAGAAAGCACUUUUAAUAACCAACUGAGCCAGGUAUCUUUUAGAAUGGUUGGCAGUCUGUGAUACACAUAUGCAUACUUGCACACACAAUAUGUCCACGUUCUCCUGGGCCUUGCCACUGAAAAUUUGUUCUCCAUAUGCUCGGCUUCAUGGUUGUUCUUGGCCACAAAAGAGGUGCUUCCAGAGAUCAGGGUCUUAACUGUGUCAGGCAACAAGCUUGGGCACUCCAUGGGAAAUGGCUGAGGUCUUAGGGGGUGAAAGCUCUUUAUGGUAGAGCCUCAGUGCUGCCUUCUUGAAACACAGAAUUUGGUAUUUGGAUGAGGUCUUUGUACAUUACUGCCUGUCAAUACCUUUCCGUGAUGUUUUGCAUGUGUGACAAAGCCUUUCAGGCACAGUCUUUAAGAAAAAGUGGCAAUCCCCUCUCUCUGGAAGUUUGUAAAGUGUGUGUUCACACAUCACAAAAUUUACUCAACAUGAUCACUCUAGAGCUCAGGCUUCGGGUUGUGUGUGUGUGAUUCAUAGGUCAUGGGUACCAUUCGGUAGUCGGUCAGUGCGCGAUUGCUUCAGAAAAAUCAGGAGCCGUCACUCACACCGACUUGUGCAGUCGCCCAUAAUUAUUGAGAAGCCCACUGUUGACUCUGCCAUCAAAGAUAAUUUGUUGUUCCUGUUUUGUUCCUUUUGCGGUUCAACCACCACUUUAUAACACUAACCCCUUUCUUUCUUUGUUUUUCAACCCAUUCACUGGAAAUACACCCUCACCCAGGCACGCUCUCGGAAAAUUGAUAGGGAAAUGGGGCUUGCUGUGUUGACUGCUACAGAUUCCAGUUUUUGUCUUUUUCAUUUAAGGGCCAUUCCACACAUGCCUCGUUUUCCUGCAUGGAAAGCACUUCUGUAUAGGAAAUAGCAUGCAGCCUGCAGUUAAACUGUUGUAUGGAUAACUGCACGUGUGUACAUUUAGCGACAUGCGUGAUGCGUGUGGGUAUGUGAUCUUUACAUGUGUGAUCUGCAUGUGGGUUUCGUGCUAUUCCCUGCACCAAAGUGUUUCACAUGUAGAAGGUGCAUAAAGUCUAAGGCAGCCAUAAGUCUUAAGGACACCCUGCACCUGUGAACGUGCACUAUACAUUUUCCCCACCUAACUGAUUGCAACUACAGUUCCAAGUUAAAACACACCUUGUUUUUAAAACAUGCUGUAACUUAAUUGUAUCAUUAAUCAUAAAGCUAGGAACUGUAGCUACCAAAAAUAAAUCAAAAGAUUAAAUAUGUUGGUAUUAAUAAUUUUGAUCUCUUAUUCUACAUACUAAAAUGACAUUUAUUUUUUAAAAAUUACAUUGUAAAUUUUUCACCUAUCAAAAUAUUGGAUAUAUGAACCUUCCCUGUAAAUGUGUUUUUCAAGUGUUCCCAUUCUCCCCUUACUUACAGGCAUACAAGAUUGUUCUAGAAUUAUUCUGUAGUCUGGAGCUUCACUUUCAAAUGAACACACCCUUUCUGCUCUAGGCUGUCUCGUCCAAAGCAGGUUGCCUUCUGUUUAUUUGGAGAAGAGAUGAGAAUAAGCUCCUUGAGAGAUUUUCCUUUCUUCAAAUGCAUCUAGUUAGUUAGGACUUGCUUCUCUGGUUGUAGAGAUUCCUUAUGUUCAAAGUGUUUACUGAGCACAUGUGAAGCCUUAUUCUUAUCUCUUGUUAAGAAAAGUUUGGGAGUGUGUUGGCUGUCUGUGUAGAGUGCUCAAGGUUGAGGCCAGACUUUUUGAUUAAUUAGAUGAUAUAAUAGGGCUUUGGUGUCUUGAUUAGCUCUGUCCACCUUCCUUGUCUACCUUUCGGAUGCAUUCCUAGAAAUCAUCCCGGGAGUAGCUUUUUCUGUCUUAAUGUGACACCCCAAAGUUAUUUAGCCAUUUCUGCUUUUCGUAUACGACUCCUGCCACUGGAUGCAUGCAUAACAAAGCCUUCCGACGCCACGAUCUGGAAAACAAGAUGGCUGGUGGCUUAGGAGCAAAGAAGACCGAAUGUUCAGUGGGGCAGCAAGCAAAGAGGUGCAUAAUUUGAAUAUCUGGGUUGGCCAGAACAAGUAGUUUAAAAAAAUUAUAAAAUGUGGUAAUUUCAGUGGAUUAAAAUCGCCAAUUAAAAUUCUUUACAUGAAAACUACAUCUGUAUUAAUUUCAGUUCAGGAUGGUACUUGCUGCCUGUCCUGUUGGUCCCAUCCUGGUUCCUGAGUUGGUAGUAAUGGAAGUUCAAAUGAACAGAAGCCUGUGUGGUAUGUGUGCAUGUUGCUUCUUGUGGCAUCUCGCCUCCUAAACCAGUGUAUAUUUUCCAGCUGUGGACCAUUUGGAAGAAACCUGCUGGCGGAGGAGUGGUUUCUUCUGCCAAUCGUUUGCUUGCCCUUCUCUUCCCCUUCUUGGAGCCAUGUGUUAUGGGCAGGACAGGAGAAACCCAUUCCAUAAAAGUUUCCUGUCCAAAGGUAAGAUGGUCAUUUAUUAGGCGGCAAAUUAUUGUGGUGCCCAGGUAACCAUUUGAGUUCUACACAAACAGUAGCUAUGGUGAUGAAACUGUUUCUGGAAUGUAGCACUUGCAAGUAGAUGUGGAUGUGUGGGGUAAGCACACACAGCCACCUACAACUGGACGCUCCUCACAAACCGUGGCAGGCGAGCAAGGUCUGGCCUAAGCCUUCAAUUCUAGACCUGCUGGUGUUGUGCGUGUUUGAUCAUUCCCGUGGAGCAGUAACAUGCUCACUUGUGCGUUGAAGUUGUACAGUCUGUAAACAAUUUCCUGAUCUCUGUUGUUUGUGUAGACCUGGCCUGUGUUACAGCCUACCAAUAUCUUUACCAUGCUUCCAAACCUGAACUGAGGGGGUAGGGGAGUGGUACAAUUUUCACUAUAUGGUUAGAUGACGCAGAAUACUAGUUUCAUGUACUGGUAACUGACUCGAUAUAUAUUUUAGCCAGAGCUUACUAGAGCUGCUUUCUUUAUUUUGGGUUCUGGAGAUAGCUACACUACCACUCGGUUUGCAUUUAUAGAUUUUGUUAAAUUUGUCCCAGAACAAGGCUGGGAGGUGGAUGGGUAGGAAAAGGUCUAGGUAUUACCAUAUUUGAUUGUCAAAAUGCUAUCAUUGCUAGACACUGUAUUGUUUAGAAAAAUAAUUCCCUGCCUCACAGGUCCACAAUCUGAAAUGGAUUAGAGAGAGAGAGAGAGAGAGAGAGAGAGAACGUGUGCAUGAGAAGGGAAGAGGAGCAGGAAGGCACCAAACAAAUGGGUCUAGAGGACUGGACAAAACAUAAAAUAUAAAUUCAUCAUUUGCUAUUAGUCAUGAUAAUGCAGUGGAAACGUCAUGCUCAGAGGCUAUAUACCUCUGUGCUUUUGCUGUGAUUCUGCUUCAGUUGACCAUUGAUCUGACUGAACAGGGUCGUUGUUAGGAAUUUAAAAACAUAGCAACUUUUAAAAAAUAAGUAAAACAUGUAGGCUUUAAAAAGAAGAAAGAAACAGAGCAGAGCAUAAAGGGUUAAAUGCAGAGGAAGUUUUCAGGCGGAAUGGGUUAAUUUCCGCCCACCCCCCUCUUUCCGCUGCAGACCUCCUGGUUUGCCUCAUGCUGUUC